Molecule: messenger RNA, 5654 nt
Organism: Zea mays
Lineage: Eukaryota; Viridiplantae; Streptophyta; Magnoliopsida; Poales; Poaceae
Product: phosphatidylinositol 4-kinase gamma 7-like
Exons: 3
Coding region: 3233-5176 (647 amino acids)
Molecular function (GO): protein binding
Source: RefSeq, a predicted model, not a curated record
UAUCACAAUAACCCGACUCUCGGACCCACGACGAGUUAAGCCCGGAGGGAAAAAGGACAAAUCACACAAAGGCACAGGGAAUCGCGCCACCGUGGGACGCGUACGGCGCACCGCCCGCCCGCCGGAUCUGCGCCGGCGACGCGCCCGGACGUCGGAUCUACGCCGCCGCAGGAGGGGGGAGGCGGCGCUGUGGCCGUUCUCUGCCCGCGAGCGCCCGGAUCCGUCCCGCCGGUGAGUCCCCGCGCCAGCUCCUCGGCCUGUGAUGAAUGUCGUUCGACGGGAGCCGCAGCGGGCGGUGCUACUCCGGGCUCGCUAAAUUUCCGCACCACCGCGAACGAGAGAAAAAGGGCCAGGUCCGGUCACUGGAUGCCACCGCUCCCUCCCUAGCCCCUGACAACGAUCUCCAGGCAUUCGCUUCCGCAGUCCGCACCACCGCCAUUUCACGCACACCGCCGCUGGGUGCGCGGACGCGUGGUCACUCCCACAGUCCAAACUCCACAGUCCCCGCAUCUGCCGCUAUUGCUGUGCUCGGCUCGGCACACUCAGACUCGGAGUGAGAGCGACCAAGAAGAGGGGAUGAUGGAGAAGUGACACGGCGCCGGAGGUUGCACCCUGCUCCGCCUCCUCGGCGCCACAGCCGCCUUAGCGGUGACUUCAUCUCCGCUAAUCCAACGGAUAGGCAAAACUCUAAUCUUUGUCAACCAUCAAGACUGUAGAGACUAUGAACAACACUCAUUGUCUUCUUCUCAAUUGAAUAAGGGAGCUGCUACAUAUAAUUGCAUUCCAAGGAAAAAAAACAAUAGUAAGGGCAUAAGCUGUCAUUCUCUUUUAUCCAUCCAUAUAUCUUAUCCUUGAUCACAUUUUGAUUCCACUACCCAAAUUAUUCCCCUUGAGAAUCAAUUAUCUUCUAAUGCUUCCAAUUUGCAUUACGUACAUCCAUGCCGCUCUAUUGACUGCAAGGACUCCUUGCAUUCUCUUUUAAAACUGACUUAGGUUGAUUGAAACUAUGGAGUAGCCCAAUGUCAUUAGUAAUUAUAGUCUUAACCUUUCACUUCAUGCAACGGCAUCAUAAAAAGGAAUAACAUAGCCCAUGUGGAAUGUAAAAGUUCACAGAUUCUUGAUACAACUUUUCUUAAGAUAUGGUUCCAUUCUUGCUGUAGUCAUUAUUAAAUUGCAUCUAAGAAUAAUUAGGCGUAUCUUUUGCAAAUCCUUAUAUUCUAGAGAUUAGCUCAGUAACUGAACAGAUGCUAGCGGGUAUGAGCAGUAAUUCAUGUUCUUGAUUGCUCGGUUAAUGUCAAAUUGAUUUAUCAGGAGUCCUCAAUGUCCUGGUUUUGUGUAGUUCAGAUUUAGCAAGAGUGAAUUAAGAUUCGUAGAUGUACUAGCAGAGUGGAGAGGCUGUUUGCAGUAAUUACUUGCUAGAGCAAAACUACAAUGCCACACCUUCCACGCCACGACCACCCGCUCCACCCUUAGUUUCACUGCUGGCCUUGGCCUUGGCCUUGGCCUUUGUCGCUGCCAUCCUUGUGCUGAUGUUGCUGGUCCUAACCCUUGCCCUGGGUACCCUCGGCUUGCUGCUGGCCCUUCUCCCCGCAUGUGCCGCCAAGCUGCAGCUUCUGGAGCUGAACGCCCAAUCCAUGCUUCUCGCCACACAGCCACACCGGCUUCCUAGCCUUGUGGAGCUUCUUCAUGACGGUUUCUGGAUCCAUGAGCCCGAACACGAUGACCUUGCCCUCUUCUAGAACUACCGGCAUCCGUAAAUUUAUGUUGCUUACAACGGCGGAGCACACUACAGCGAAGAGAGUGCUCGCUAUUCGCAAUUGCAAGAUAACACACUUCGUGCUACAACCAACCUGAGGUGUGCCCACCAAAUGCGACACUGACAUGCCACUGUCAUUACGAAUCUAUUGGCCAUAGGGCUCGUCCUCUCCAUGCUGGUGGCCACAGGGGUCUGGUCCCCAGUGUCACCGCCGUCCACAGUCCCACAUCACGCGGCCACAUCGUCUGGAAGUACCAAUGUGUAGUCGUCGACCGAUGACAGAUGCAGCGUCGAAGUCAAGGAAACAUCCAUGCUGUCCACGAACGCGCACACAAUACUAGUUUCUUAUCAAACCUGUAGGUGUAGGAUUACUCGUGGAGUGUUUCUCACUUGUGUGAAACCGUGUGAGCUAUUUGAACAAUUCGAUCUGGUCAGCGAAGGGAAAACAUUUUUUUUAAAAAAAAAUCUGUGGGGGGUUGGAUUUGUUCCUAGCAUUCUGUGGACUUAAAUCAGUUGAACUUUGGAGUCCUUGUUUUUGUUUAGCUUGUCACCGUCAAUUAAUCCUACUUCAUUUCUGGUCGCAUGCAAAAUCUGCCUAACUAAUCCUAAAUAUUUCUGGUCGCAUGCAAAAUCCGCACUGAUCCCAAUCACUGGAUUGUAUUACAAACCUAUGUGAUUCUGAUGAGAUUUGGUCACCUUGUACCAAAACAAGCGGAAAUGGUUGUUUUUCCUUAAGAGAAGCUAUUUUUUUUUACAUUUUAGUGAGAAUAAUACACGUGUAUGCUUACACGUGUGUUGUUAUAAAUCCUGCUCGAUUGAUUCUACUCUCUGUCCGAGAUUGAGAUCUAAGCUUUAGUGACAUUUCUAGUUAUAAUGGUCUUAUCACCAGUGGUUUUGAAAUGUAGUCAGAAGCUUGCAACACUCAAAUAUGAUCUUCUACUUAUUCUGGUCAACAGUUGUUAAUAGGUUUAUUGCCUUAUCGGGGAUAGACUUGUGAAACCAUGCUACCUCACUCUGGCAAAGGACUGUAACUUAGUCCUUUGCAAUGGAAUGAACAAAGAAAAGAUCCAAAGAAUAUUGUGUUUAUGGAAGCAACUUGAUAGGUUCUGUUACAUGCUAGGCUGCUAGCUAAUCCAUUUGUACCAGACAUCUGUAAUCGCUCCAUAUUUUUUUGUAUUUCCUAGAUUUGUCUAGAAUCUUACAUUUAUCAUUGCAUGAACGUUCAUUUUGUGUUAUAUAGUAUUCAUUUAUAUUUUUCCUUCUCCCAGUAUAUAUAUAUAUAUCAAUCAAAAUGGUCCUGUGAUAUCGAGCUUCAGUUGAUGCAGAGGUGGUGAAAACAUCUUCUCUUCUCCAAAGACUGCUGACUGCAAGUUGCAAAAGUUUGUCUUCAGCUUGCUGUGUUCUUUCUUCCCUCUCUGGCGGAGUACACGAGAAGUUUGUAGAUAUAGGCACUAGGCAGCUCCUUUCAGCUCUUCUAUGUCCAGGGAUUUGGACUGUCCUGUUCAGACACAGAUGGCUGUGGCAGUCCUGGACCGGAGCUUCAGCAGUGAAUAUCCUGGAGGCAGCAGAACUGAGGGGAGGCAACUGAGCUGGAAGAGAGUCUUUGUGCAAACUGACAAUGGUUCUGUCCUUGGCAUUGAGCUGGAGAGAGGAGAAAAUGUGCAAACUGUGAAAAAGAAGCUGCAGAUAGCUCUCAAUGUGCCCACUGAUGAGAGUUCAUUGACCUUUGGUGACCUGGUUCUGAAUGAUGAUCUUAGCAGCAUUCGCAAUGACUCACCGUUGCUUCUCAAAAGGAAUCAGAUUCACCGAAGCAAUUCCACACCUUGCCUCUCCCCUACUGGCCAGGAUGUUUGGCAAAGAGACCGGAGUGGACCCAUUGAAAUACUUGGCUGUUCAAGCCCUUCAUCUCGGAUGAAGCAGAUUGCGAAGGAUGUCAUUAAGGCCAUAAUGAAUGGUGUCGACCCAGUUGCUAUUAACAGUGGGAUGGGUGGUGCCUACUACUUCAAGAACAUUUGGGGAGAGCGUGUUGCAAUCGUGAAGCCAACUGACGAGGAACCAUUUGCCCCAAACAACCCAAAAGGUUUUGUUGGGAAGGCUCUGGGGCAGCCAGGCCUGAAAAGAUCUGUACGAGUUGGUGAGACAGGCUUCAGGGAGGUUGCUGCGUACCUCCUCGACUAUGAUCACUUUGCAAAUGUUCCUCCCACCAUGCUGGUCAAGAUAACACACACCAUCUUCAACGUGAAUGACUGUGUUGGCUGCAAAAGCAAAGUAUUCUGCAACAAAUCAGAGUCUGUGAGCAAGAUUGCAUCACUGCAGGAGUUCAUUCCUCAUGAUUUUGAUGCCAGUGACCAUGGGACCUCAAGCUUCCCUGUAUCUGCGGUGCAUAGGAUCGGAAUACUUGACAUUAGGAUCUUCAACACUGACAGGCAUGCUGGAAAUCUUCUGAUCAAGAAGGUUGGUCCUGGGGCUGACAAUUUCGGAGAGCAGACAGAACUCAUUCCUAUUGACCACGGUCUUUGUCUUCCAGAAUGCCUAGAAGACCCCUACUUCGAGUGGAUCCACUGGCCGCAGUCGUCUGUUCCCUUCUCCGUCGAGGAGCUCGAAUACAUUGCAAAACUUGACCCUAUAAAGGACGCAGAGAUGCUACGCGUGGAGCUACCUAUGAUACGGGAGGCGUGUCUCAGGGUGCUGGUGCUGUCGACAGUGUUUCUCAAGGAAGCUGCAGCGUUCGGCCUCUGCCUGUCUGAGAUAGGAGACAUGAUGAGCAGGCAGUUCACAGCAAAGGAAGAGGAACCAAGCCAGCUCGAGCUUCUCUGCAUGGAGACGAGGAAGUGGGUCGAGGAAAGAGAGUUAUUUCUUCCCGACGAAGCCGGAGUUGAAGACGGCGAUGAUGACUUCACCCAGUUCCCUCUCGACAGCGACGCCUUCGAACCGCCAGCUUUCUGCAAGUUUGGCAGCGUGAAGACAAGUUCCAGGAAUCCACUAUCCAAGCUGGACGAGUGUGACGAGGAAGACGGAGACUUGUCGGAAGAGGAGGGCGAGCACGGUGACGUCCUGACCAGUGGUGCAUUGCCCCAGAAGGUUCCUCCCAUCUCCAAGCUGUCGUCGUCCAUGAAGGGGCUUGGCUUCAUCGGGAAAUCGAAACCCUACCGUACAGGUGGCGUCCCCAAGGGUAAGGUGACAGGUAGAACUAACUACAGUGGCAAAGCCAGCGAGCAUCAGUCCGGGAGCCGGAGCGCCAACGAGCUGCUCCCGCCCAGCGCGAGUUUCGUGAAGCUGUCGGACAUGAGCCGCAAGGAGUGGAGCGCGUUCCUCGAGAAGUUCCAGGAGCUGCUCCCGAGCGCCCUCCGCACCCGGAAGCACAGCGCCGGCGUCGGCCAGCGCCCGAUGCCGAGGCUGGGCACGUCUUGCCAGUUUUGAAGGUGUAGAGGAGAAGCCACCACCAAGGUAAAAAAAAUGGAUGUAUACCUCCGUUUUAGCUCUGGUGUCGUGCAGGUGCAGCAGUCAGCAGGUAUUAUUAUAACAAAAAAGCUUGUAGGUGUAUGGAGCCAGUAGAAGAGGUUGUCUGAGAAUAAGAUCGUCGAUGGCACAGAUGAGAUGAGCUUGGAUUGCAGGAGAGUGGUGUGUUUGUGCAUAGUGUUUUGACAUAUGAGAUGCGUUGUUCUUUUCUUUUUUUUUCUUUUUCUUUUUUGUAUAUAGUGAGUACUCCUGCCGCCUCGCAACACCGGGCUCGAUCUCGGCCGUUACCUGAUGGUUGGUGGUGAGUGUGCUUGGCAUCGCCUGUGUUCUGUCUUUGCCGCUGUACCAUUUUGGAGACGCUUACCAUAAUAUGAACAGCUGUGAUAUGAUAUCGCUACAGAUAUAUGCAUAAAUAACACCUGAUAGUCUGCUUCAGUAA